UGGACCGAACCAACCCAAAAACAGCACUCUCCUUCUUAUCUUGUCUCUCUCCAAUCUCUCAAGCGCCUUUUAAAUAUCUCUAUUUUCGCGUAAUUCCUGCUCUUUUCGUCGAUUAUUAUUAUUAUUAUUACCAUCCAUUGUUCUUUCCUCCAUAAUAAAGUAUUUGCCUGAUCACACUGUCAGCACCCUUGAAACCAACCACACAGGCGGUCAUAAAAUAAUGGAGUCUCAUGAAGAAACAGGAUGCCAGGCUCCAGAACGUCCCAUACUUUGCAUUAAUAAUUGUGGCUUCUUUGGAAGGGCUGCUACUAUGAAUAUGUGUUCCAAAUGUUACAAGGACAUGCUGUUGAAGCAGGAACAGGACAAACUUGCAGCAGCGUCGGUUGAAAACAUUGUGAACGGAGCCUCCGGCUGCAGCGGGAAACAGGCUCUGACCGUAGAUGUACAAGUUGGAAAUGCAGAGUUCAAGACAGUCUGCACUGAGAUCCGCGAGGAUUCAUCUUCUGGUGAGAAUUCGGAGGUGAAAGCCAAGACAGGUCCCAACAGAUGUGCUACUUGUCGGAAGCGUGUUGGAUUCACUGGUUUCAGCUGCAAGUGCGGAAAUCUCUUUUGUGCAAUUCACCGGUAUUCUGACAAACACGAUUGCCCCUUUGAUUAUCAGACUCUUGGUCGGGAUUCCAUAGCGAAAGCCAACCCUGUAAUUAAGGCUGAUAAGCUUGACAAAAUCUAGGGGUGUACUUGACUGAAGGGUAUUGUAUGAAGCUGAAUGUCUCAUCCUUUGUGUGCAAGUUUUCAUAAACUUAUGGUUGGCACUCAUGAUAGCAAGCACAUGUUUAGGGAAAACCUGCAUUCCUUGUUAGUUAUUGUAGGAGUAUUUGUGCUGAUUUGAUGAACAUCUUUGGCACAUAUGCAAUUUCAUUUCCUGGUUGGUCUGCAUUUGUUUUUCAUAUUGCCAUUAUGGUAUUUACUGCUUAGUAUGUAUAUGCUUUUGCUUUUGUGUUCA
This is a messenger RNA of Lotus japonicus, 1003 nucleotides long. RefSeq names its product zinc finger A20 and AN1 domain-containing stress-associated protein 8-like. The transcript has 3 exons. Gene Ontology annotation, molecular function: DNA binding; zinc ion binding. The record is from RefSeq and is a predicted model, not a curated record. Lineage: Eukaryota; Viridiplantae; Streptophyta; Magnoliopsida; Fabales; Fabaceae. Bases 221 to 730 code for a protein of 169 amino acids.